AUGCCAUUUAGUGUACUACAGGCAGCAAAAGCAGCAGCAUUGGACAAGGAGCUCAUGUCCACAUGCGGCUACUCAAUUGACCAGUUAAUGGAGCUUGCGGGUUUGUCGGUGGCCCAAUCUGUUUACAAGAGCUAUCCUCCAAAGACGAAUCCAAACUGUGUUGUUCUAUGUGGACCGGGAAACAACGGAGGUGAUGGUUUAGUUGCAGCCAGGCAUCUUAAGCUAUUUGGAUACAAGCAACUGAAAGUGUACUAUCCACGGCCUUCAAAAAAACCGCUUUUCCUAAAUUUGGAGAAGCAGUUGGCACAAUUUAAGAUCGAAGUGAUCUCGAAGGACGACGAUCAGUUUUCGGAGCUCAAUCGGGAGUUGGAAACCAGCGACAUUGUCAUUGAUGCACUGUUUGGCUUCUCUUUUCAUGCUCCAAUGAGGGCUCCUUUUGAUGGUGUGUUAUCCAAUAUGUUGAAAGCGCAGGAAAAGGGAAAGAAGGUCGUGGCUGUGGAUAUUCCAUCUGGAUGGGAUGUCAAUGAGGGCCCAAACAAUGUGCAGGUUGCAAAAUACCAGCCAGAUGUUCUUAUUUCAUUGACUGCUCCAAAGCCAGCAGCUUUGAAGUUGAAGAAAGAGGCAAGACACUUCUGGGGAGGCCGAUUUAUCUCCGAGGAUAUUGCCAAGAGGUGGGGAAUCGAGAUUCCUGAUUAUCCGGGGGUUGACGAGACGGUUGAGGUGGAGAAUAAUUGA
Messenger RNA from Brettanomyces bruxellensis, 735 nucleotides. RefSeq lists its product as uncharacterized. The record is from RefSeq and is a predicted model, not a curated record. NCBI's taxonomy places the organism in Eukaryota, Fungi, Ascomycota, Pichiomycetes, Pichiales, Pichiaceae. Bases 1 to 735 code for a protein of 244 amino acids. The transcript has a single exon. Gene Ontology annotation, cellular component: mitochondrion. Gene Ontology annotation, molecular function: NAD(P)HX epimerase activity.